CUCCGACAACCACUACCACCAUUCUCGUCGGCUCUUCUCGUAUCUAAGCGUCCGACUUUCAUUUCAUCAGCCCGUUUCAAGUGGCGCACUCUCAGCAUCUCCGUUGUGUCGUCAGUUUCAGUGUCGCGAAAUUCAUUUUCACAAUGGUCAUGAUGCAUGCGGAUCACUUCGACGUGGACUCGCCACCUCCUAUCACAGAUGGGCCCAUCAUCUUGAGCUUUCAAGAAAACCUUGGUAGCGAAGACGAAGCCGAAGAUGACCAACCGCCUGGGGAAAAGAAUGACGAUGAAUGGUAUGGGCGAUCCCUCCAUGACAGGUGGACACUCACCUUGAAAGGCCUACUCGACAAGGAUUUGCAAUGGGAUAAUGAUACCGAUCCUGGUGACGAGCUGGACUCGGAUACUGGAGCCCGGGUCCUUGGUCCGAGAGAGCGAGAAUCUCUCGCAGAAAUCGACGACGGCAACAUGGCCUUCCUUACGGUGCUCCACCACCUAGCUGCCAACUUCAGAAACGACAACUUCAACAGCCUGCCAGAAAGAACGAAAGUUAAAAUUGUGGGAUAUCUUCUCCAUAAGCACCAGGAGCGAAAGGCCAGGUUGCAGGAAUCUCUCGACUCGCCCGAGGACCCGGUGCUUACCAGAGCCUUUGCUAACCAAAAUGACGAGUUCAUCCGCUUCGUCAUCAAGAACUUCUCAAGUCAUAUCCCUCAUCUUGUCAGCGAAAAGGACAUUAAUGGAGCAAACUGCUUCCAUUACGUCUUCAAGAAACACAUUCCAGAGGCCGUGGACGCCUACAUCAGUUCCCACCAGCAGACGCAACGCAAGAAGACCAAAACGCACAAACCUAUUACGCUGGACCUCACCAAGACUCUGCACUACCUCACUUUUCUCAUCCCUUCUGCCAAACCUGAGUGCAUCGUUGCCGGCGAUGGGGACGGCAAUACACCCAUGCAUUACGCAAUGUCGUAUAGAGUCGCACGCAUGCCGACCGACCAGUACAGGAAAGUGGUUCUGGAGCAGCUCAUCGAGCUCGGCGAUCAGUGGGAGGACCCGUCGAGUCAGUUCAACAACGCUGGUCAGUCGCCCUACCUCUACUUUGAGCGCACCAAACGUGAAUUCAUCGCGCAGAAUGCACGACUACGCGCCCAGAAGUCCACACGGCCAAAAACCACUCCCUCAAUGACCACGCGCCCUGGAAGAGAAGAAAAGAGCAAAGGACACCCCAUACAUGAGCCAUCAAUACAAGCGGUGGCCAGAUCCAAGGAUGAGUCCUCAUCAUACAUGAGCAACGUGCUCACCAAGGAGGCACAGACAAAGAGGUCUCAAAGGGAAAGCCAUAUAGACAUGAAAACAGUUUUGCCAUCUCGGACAAUGUUGUCGUCCUUGCAGCUAGAAAUUAGCAAAGACACCAUGCGGAAAGACUCUCAGAUUUCAAAAGCUCGAGCUGAUAUGGGCCAGACACCAAUUACCGGGCUGGCCAGGAGGGACACAGGCCAUAACGCACAAGGCAACGAAAACCUGUCACCAAAAGCUUCUUCACCUGUUGUAGAAGUCAUGACUUCCAGUUCAGUUGUUCCCGGCCCGGCACGCGCUGCAAGCCCGCACACUGGCAGAGAUCCAAUGUCAAUCGAAUCACAGGCCCAGGGCAGGCAGGCUCCUUUACCUAGGAUAUCGAAACAUCGAGUUGAUACCACAAAAGAAGAGGCCAGCAUGAAAAAGCCUGAAGAAAUCAAGGAAGACUAUGACAUCUGCACUGAUAAUGCGGAGGCUGUACGUCAUCAGCUGAAGCUGCACUACAUUCGUAAGAAAUCAGAUUUGGAGGCAAAGGAGCUCCUAUAUGGCAGGGUAGCGUCUGACAGAAAUUUGUACUUCGAUGCGACGAAUUUGAAAAGAAAGACGCCCAAGGAACUCACAGACCUCAUCUCCAUGCUCGCAAGCCCUGGUGGAUUUGAAGACACAUUGUCAUACGUCAGCCUGCCUGUCCUCGCUUACGCCGCGGACACCUCAGACAUCAGCUCGGCCCAAGCCUCUGGAUCUUACGAAGCCAACCAGAGGCGCCAGCGCGGAUCGAAUUCACAGGAGAAGAGAACCAUGGGUCGGAGCUCUGCAGUUGCCGUGCUUGACAAAUUGGCCGAGUGUGGCGUGCGGAAGAUUAUCCGACUUACUGUGGAGGAGGACUUUGAGUCGCCACCGCAUACUGACGCUGCUAUCGAGAGGGCUGUACGCGGGGUAGAUUCAUUGAUUUCCGGGAACAAGAGAACUCAUCCCCGCAUCGAGGUGGAAACUUGGGACUGGAGGAAGUUUGACCUCAGCCCCGAUGUUAUCAGGUUUGCUUGGCCAAGAGUUUCCGAGGUCAAUUUAUACUGGAGCGGCAAUCAGACAGUGCUAAGAGGCUGGGCCAGCGAAAGUGGAAUCCCUCGCCUCUUUGCGGAGUCGGAAAGGUGUCUGAAAAAAGUAACCAUUUAUUGGUCUCCAGGCUUCGAGACUGUACGGAGGUGUGAGUCCUUGCUUGAAGAAUUAAAGACGCAAGUCGAGAAGCGAACCAAGGAAUCCGUCGACAGCAGAACACAACCAGGGGUUACGGUUGAUCACAGAAGGCUUGCGACAGGCAAAACUUCCAACACUGGAGUGGAGAACUAUUUGGGGCCACACGUGUCUGGUAACUUGAGCACGCCUCCGGAGCACGGUUGGAUUGAAGCAAUGCAGAAAUUUAGAGAGGCCAUCAUGACCCUGCACGGAACAUUUCAGAAUAACCAGGUCCCGGACAGAGUCAAGGUCGCGCUUAUCGAUGACGGCGUAGACCUCGCUGGCCUAAAUAUGUACGCGAAUCGAGUCGAGGUCAGUGGGAUGAGCUACUGUACUAGGGGGACCUCGUCCCAUAACCCUUCCUGGUAUCAGUCCAGUAACAGACACGGAACCAUCAUGGCCAACUCGAUCACUCGCCUUAACCCAUGGGUCUUGCUCUAUGCCAUGCGCAUUCAGGAUGACAUACAUGUCGGGCCUCGAAACGAGCUGACCUUGCGAAUCCACGCGGCCAGUGCGGCAAGGGCUAUAGAGGACGCCAUCAUCUUAAAGGUCGAUAUCAUUUCCAUCUCCUGGACAAUCCGUGACCUCGCUGCCUCCGACCAGAGGCCACUCCAUGACCAAGAAGCAGACGCCAUCGAGUCACUCAAGGCCGCUAUCAGCAGCGCCAAGGAGAAAGGAAUCCUCAUAUUCUGCUCGGCCUCGGAUGACAUCAAGAAGAAAGGCGUCGACACCCUUCCCUACAGCCAGGCAAGGGAUCACAUCUUCCGUAUCGGUGCGGCGGAUGCCUUUGGGUGGAGCGACAAGGCGACGGAGGAUCAGCGCACAAUCGACUACUUCCUGCCCGGGAACCAGGUGGCCGACGACGUGAACCCGAGGCUAUUACUCAAGGAGGAGCUCAAGUACCGCGACGGGUCGUCCGUGGCCACGGCACUCGCGGCUGGGCUUGCGUCGUUAAUGCUCUACAUCGUCAACGUGAUGAAGAUCUACUAUACUAGUAGCAAGCAACCCCAGAAUCUAGCAAAGAUAACUCGCUAUGGCAACCAGCUGCGGAAGCGGGAUGGUAUGAAGAAGGCCUUCGACAAUAUUAUCACCGACGACAACUACAAGGACAAGAGGUUCCUUCCAGUAUGGGAUCUCUUCGGGUCAAGGGCCAAGGACAUACUGGACAAGACAAAAGACAUUGGCACAAAGUGGGACCUGCUGGAUGAGCUAUGUACAUUGCUAGCAGCAUGAGAAAGACCAUUUUAUACUUUAUAAAUACGCAUUUGAAAUCAGAUGGGAGAAA
Diaporthe batatas is the source of this 3810-nucleotide messenger RNA. RefSeq lists its product as uncharacterized. The transcript has 5 exons. The record is from RefSeq and is a predicted model, not a curated record. Bases 144 to 3758 code for a protein of 1204 amino acids. Gene Ontology annotation, molecular function: serine-type endopeptidase activity. Gene Ontology annotation, biological process: proteolysis. Lineage: Eukaryota; Fungi; Ascomycota; Sordariomycetes; Diaporthales; Diaporthaceae.